AAUAUGGCCGCUGAGUUUGUGCUUACUUUUGCUGCCGAGAGAAUACUGACCAAAGUAGCUGCACUUGCCACUGAACAACUUAGUCUUGCUUGGGGAUUCAAAGGAGAACUGGCCUGGCUCGGAGAUUCAUUAUCCCUCAUGCAAAACAUCUUACGUGAUGCUGCUGAGCAACCAACAGAUCAGGGCCACGCCGUCAAAGCUUGGGUGAAGAAACUUAAAGACAUAGCACAAGAUGCUGAUGAUGUGCUGGAUGAAUUCCAGUAUGAAGUUCUUCGACGUAAACUGGAGCUGCAAAACCACAUGAAGAAAAAGGUACUCAACUUCUUUUCAGUCUCCAAUCCCAUUGCUUUUCGCCUUAAAAUGGCACGGAAAAUUAAGAACAUCAACCAACUUUUGGCGAAUCUCAAGAGUGACGCAUCUUUGAUUGGGCUGGUUGCAAAACAAAAAGAUGCAACCCCCCCAGCUAUGGUGAACAGAGAAACUGUCUCAAGCUUUGAUACAAAUGAGAAGUUUUUUGGAAGGGAGAAGUUGUUGUCCUAUAUAGUCAAGACCUUGACCAACUCCAACAAUCAGGAAAAUCGAAAAACAACCUUGGCUAAAAAAGUAUACAACGAGUUGGCUAUAGAUAAAUCAUUUGACGAAAGAAUAUGGGUGUGUGUAUCUGACCCUUUUGACGUCAAUUCGAUUUUAAGAAGGAUCUUAGAAGUACUUAACCCCACAAUUGCCAGGAUAGAAAGUCAAGAAGCAUUGCUUAAAAACCUUCAAGAAGCCUUGGCUGGAAAGAGAUAUAUUCUUGUACUCGAUGAUGUUUGGAACGAAGAUCGUACAAAAUGGAGCAAUUUGAUGAAUUGUUUGUCAAAACUUGGUUCCCAAAGAAGCACUGUGAUUGUCACCACCCGCAGUGCAAACGUUGCAUCAAUUACGGAAACAAAUCCUAAUCUUAGGUGUAAUUUGGAUACUCUAGAAGAAGAUGAAUGUUGGUCCAUAAUGAAGAAUAGAGCGUUUCCUAAUGAAAACGCUCUCAUAAGUGCAGAUCUGGAGACAAUAGGAAAGCAAAUUGCAAAAAAGUGCGCAGGUGUACCACUAGUGGCAAAGGUUUUGGGAGGCAUGCUGCGUUCUAAAAACAGUAUAGAUGAAUGGCGGUCAAUUCAAGAAAGUGAAAUAUGGGAAUUACCAGAAAGUGAUGAUAGAAUCAUGUCAGUUUUGAGGUUGAGUUUUGAUAAUUUGAAAUCAGCACCUUUAAAACAUUGUUUUGCAUAUUGCUCAAUAUUUAUGAAAGAUUUCGAAAUUGAAAAGGAGAGGUUGGUCCAACUCUGGAUGGCUGAAGGAUUGCUCCACUCUUCAAGUAAUCAAGAGAUGGAAGAUAUAGGGAAUGAAUAUUUUAAUAUUCUAUUGCAAAACUCCUUUUUUCAAGAUGUUACAAUGGAUAAAGAUGGAGUUGUUAUCACAUGCAAGAUGCACGAUCUUGUGCAUGAUCUUGCAGAACUAGUGUCAAAAUCUGUUGGGAAAUUGCAGUCCCUAUUUUCAAAUGGAGAAGAUCUUAGAAAUAGCUUGUCAAGUUUUAGUUCUUUACGAGUGUUGAAUUUAUACGAUGCUGCAAUUGAGGAGUUGUCAAGUUCAAUUGGCAGGUUGAAACACUUGAGGUAUUUGGAUGUUUCUAGAACACAAAUCAAAGAACUUCCAAAAUCUAUUGGCAAGCUUUACAAUCUGCAGACGUUAAGAAUGUAUACACGGCAUACACGGAAACUGGAAAGGUUUCCAAAGGAAAUGGAAAAUUUGAUCAAGUUGAGGCAUGUUUAUUUCGACCAUGAUCAGAAAGUUCCAUUUGGGAUGAGACGAUUGACUCGUCUGCAAACAUUACGUUACUUUAAUUUGGAUAAGGAAAAGAAUCAUGGAAUUGAUGAGCUGGGUGGCUUAAACCAAUUAAAAGGUGAACUAACUAUCUCAUCUUUGGAACAUGUGAAAGACAAAGACGAAGCGAAGAAAUCAAAUUUAGCAGGGAAAGCAAAUAUACGAAAGUUGACACUAAAGUGGGGGAAUUCCUGGCAGAGAAACAAUAAGGAGAGUGAUGUUGAUGUACUAGAAGGCCUCCAACCGAACCCUAAGCUAGAAAUCUUAAAGAUUGAAAACUUCAUGGGUGGUAAAUUAGCAUCAUGGAUGAUGAGUCUACUCAAUUUGAAAGAGAUCUGGUUAUCCGACUGCAGGGAAUGUGAAGAAGUCCCUCCACUCGGCAAUUUGAAAAAUCUUAGUCAUGUUAAAUUUGAACAUAUGAAUAAGCUUAAAUGUGUGGAAGUUGAGUUUUAUGGUGCGGCUUUGUUUCCAUCAUUGAAAACGUUAGUUUUUUAUAAUUGCCCAGCUCUAAUUGAAUGGAAGGAAGUGGAUGUGAUUACGCCAGCAGCGGUGUUUCCCUGCCUUGAGGAGUUGACUCUUUGGAAUUGCUGGCACUUGAGAAAUGCUCCAAGUCGUUUUCCAUCUCUCCAGAAGUUGAUCAUAUAUAAUACUGACCAGGUCAUGGCAAUGGAAAAUAUAUGCAGUCAACUAAUCACUCUCACUCACCUCGAAAUUCAUAAAGCCUUAGAGCUUACUCGUCUGCCAGUAGGGAUGCUGGAAAACAACCACAAUCUUCGGGUGCUGCAUAUUGACCAUUGCCAUAAGCUUAGCCAUUUACCUGAUGAGCUACACACACUCCAUCUUCUUGAGGGGUUAACACUAGAGAAUUGUCCUAGUCUAGAGUUCAUUCCAAUUGCCACCCAGAGCCAGGACAUGCCAUGUCUCCGCAAAUUGAAGAUUGAAAAUUGUGAGAAAUUAUCAAGCUGCUCGAGUGGGUUGGAAUAUUGCACCUCUCUUCAGGAAUUGCAUAUUGAAAAUUGUCAAAAUUUGAGGCAUUUACCGGUUGAUGGGCUACAGACCCUUGUCUCUCUUGAGGAGUUGACUCUAAAGAAUUGUCCUAGUCUAGAGUUCAUUCCAAUUACCACCCAGAGCCAGGGCAUGCCAUGUCUCCGCAUAGUGAAUAUUCUGAAUUGUGAGAAAUUAUCAAGCUGGCCGAGUGGGUUGGAAUAUUGCACCUCUCUUCAGGAUUUGCAUAUUGAAAAUUGUCAAAAUUUGAGGCAUUUACCGGUUGAUGGGCUACAGAACCCCGUCUCUCUUGAGGAGCUCUACAUAAGGAAUUGCACUAAUCUAGAAGCUAUUCCCAGUUUAGACAACCUCACAUCCCUCCAUACGUUGUCUAUUUGGGGUUGUGAUGGACUCACAAGUCUACCGAGGGGGCUACAAUCCUGCACAUCUCUUACAAUCCUGACAAUCGGGGAAUGCCAUAAUUUGAUCUCUCUGGCAGAUGUCGAUGAUAUAUCCAGAUUGCAGUCUCUUUACAAUUUACAAAUAUUUGAUUGUCGGAAAUUAAAAUAUUUGCCAACGGGGCUACGCUCUCUGACGAGUUUGGAAAAUAUGACAAUCGGUAAGUUUUGGGAAGAGCUCGAUUCUUUCCCUGAUUUUGAGCUUCCAUCACAAAUCCGAUGGUUAAAGAUCUCAGGGUGGCCUAAGCUCAAGUCUCUGCCUCAACAAAUUCAACACUUGACUACUUGUUUAGAAAAUUUGAAAAUAGUGUCUUUCGACAGCAUGGAGGCUCUUCCAGAGUGGUUGGGUAACCUUACAUCUCUUAUCUGCCUGGAUAUCAGGGAUUGUAAGAAUCUGAUGCGUAUGCAACGCCUCACCAAAUUAGAAACGCUAUCGAUUAGUGGAUGUCCCAGUCUAGCGGAAAGAUGUGCCAAGGAGAGCGGCCCAGAAUGGCACAUGAUUUCUCACAUCCCAGAUAUAAGAGUUGACGGAGUUUGGCUGUAAAGAAUCGGAAUCUUCAAGUGAUAAUUCGACUCACUCAAAGCCUCACCAAACUAGCAUGUUUACUCAUGGCAUCAAUUGGUCUAAUUUGCCAACUUCCAUAAGGAUUUUACCAUCCAGUUUGUUGGUUUUCAGAAGGAUCUUACUCAAUUGGAAGAACAAGUGAUGCGCCAAAGGUGCAAACUUAGUGCAGAUUUGGGGCUGGCAACCAUUUGAAGUGUAAACAGUCCUUAGAAGUUGUUUAUAAAAAUUUGAUGAACUGGAGGGUUUACUGGAGUGAUGAGGGAACCUUGAAGCUUUCAGUGAACUAUCUAUUUGUAUAUGUGAGAAUCUGAAGAAUCUACCAGCAGUGGAAGCUCUGAAAAUUUCCCCAAAAUGAAAGAUGCACCGAGGAGAGCCAGAAUCAUGUGCAAGGAGAUACAUGGCAUAAUACAGCCAAUGGUGUUUUCCAUAAUGCAGGUUUCAGCUAUAUAUAUGGCAUAUCAGCUGUUGAUAGUGAUUAACUUUUUUACCUUGAGUACACUAAAAUAAUAAUCAUGAUGCAUGUAGUUAAGCAAAUCACUAUUUCUGGAAGGUGUUGAUUUAUUUUCCUUUUUCCCGUUUUCCUGUUUCUACAGUUAAGGUCCUCUGUUAUUUGAUAGCAUGUCAUUUUUUCUUAUGCUGUUGCAAGAAUCAGGUAAAGGAGUGUUUACCAUCCUUUUAAAGGUUGCAGGUAAUUUUGAACAUUUCUUGCUAAGUUUAUCUUGGUGUUAUAUUGACCAGGCAGAGUUGAGACUGAAGAAGAAACUCAUGCAUGCGAUGUGCCUGUGAUCUAGAACUUAUUGUUUUGGACAAUAUGCAAGGACGAUAGUGCAAACAGUACUAAUCCUUUGGCUUGGGUGACUCAACAAAUGUGAAAGAGAAUCAAGUGGAAUGUUGCUCUUCUUCACUCUCCCUGCGGGUGUCUGUCUUCAUAAUGCUAAAAAGCAGAGUCAGCAUUCAAGAAGAAAUUCAUGAAUGCGCUAUGAGUGCCACUGCCAUGCAUGUUUUUGUCUCAUGAAAUUUUAAUUUGCACAAAUUGGGAAACUUCUUAUGGUGCAGCAUAAUCGGAAAACACUAUACUUGGAGGGCGUUUAUCAUGAAGAAAGCUCUUCCUAAUGAAGUCCUAAGGCCUGUCUCAUGCAAAUAAGAUAUUUUGAGUCUUUAAAGCACGAAUGAUAGCAGAAGUUUGUGAGUUUAGAAUGUAUUUGGGGUUCUUUGUUGAGAAAUGGGAUGAGAGAUAAUUUUAGAGUGAUUUUAAGAACUUUCCUUGUCAUUGUAACGAUCUUCUAAACUUUUGAUUUAGUGGAUUAUGACGCAAUCGGCCGUGGCCGUAGACCAAUUAUGGUGGACCACGUUCAUUUUUGAGUUUAUAUCUGCUUUCGUUUCUCUCUUACUUUUCCUGCAUUUGGUUCGCAACAAUGGACUAGAGAGCCAAAGGCCACAAAUUCUGUAAUCCCAU
Molecule: messenger RNA, 5314 nt
Organism: Prunus mume (Japanese apricot)
Lineage: Eukaryota; Viridiplantae; Streptophyta; Magnoliopsida; Rosales; Rosaceae
Source: RefSeq, a predicted model, not a curated record